CGGGUGGGCUUGAACAGUAUCUGACUUGAAAUACACACUGCCCUUAUUUAAGGGAUUUGCAAAAUUGCCAUAAAUUAUGCCUUUUGGUGUAAAACCCUGUAAAGAAUCCCGAGACCGAAUGAAACUGAAACUGCUUUCUCCAAAAAAAUCUAUUCAAUUGGACCUUUGCCAUUUAAUGCAUAGUUCCUCAACCCGGCACCACUGCCUGUCAAACAGCUGCCCCUGCCAUUGUUGAUUGUUUAUGUCCAAAAAGUUUAAAGUUAAUUGUUGCUGUAUUUAUGAGCCCCCCGAAAAACGAUGUAAGUACUUUGAGGUUAUACUGUUCUAAGUCGAAGUCCUACGGUUCGUUCUCGCUGAAAUCCAGCUUUUGUUAUGGGCCGUAUCAGGAGCCCCAAUUGAACAACAGACAUGUAUGCGAAACGGGCCCAAACCAUCCUGAAUUUGGAGCUGGCCAAGAGGCUCAAUGACUACCUGGAAGCUAGCACUUUUAUUAGAUCCUAUGCGGUGACAAGGCCCCAAAAGACUGAAACUCAUAUUCAUCAGGCUGCAGUCCAGCAGCAUUUCAAAGCCAAGUUUUACUGUACAGCCCCUGGGGUGGAUACGAACACGUUCGAAAGAGUGUGCGAAGAAACGUUGAGCUCUUUAGCGGAUUAUUUCGAGGAUCUUGUGGCCAGUGACGCAACGCUGGAAAAAGGAGAUGUGAUGUACGGGGUGGGGGUGUUGACGAUCGACUUGGGCCCCCUGGGCACUUAUGUGGUGAAUAGACAGUCCCCCAACAAGCAAAUCUGGCUGAGCUCCCCCACUUCAGGGCCGAAACGGUUCGAUUACGUAGCGAAAGAGGACUGUUGGGUGUACAGGCACGAUGGGCAAACCCUGCAUGGGGUGUUAAAAACGGAGUUUGAGAGCAUGCUGGGUCGGAAGUUGAGUGUAUCGAACUGUGCCCAUAGUAGUUCAAUUGCAUAAAUUUGUUGUGAAUAAAUAGAAAGCCAAAUCAGUUGAAA
This is a messenger RNA of Dendroctonus ponderosae (mountain pine beetle), 1001 nucleotides long. Its product is annotated as frataxin, mitochondrial. Bases 409 to 963 code for a protein of 184 amino acids. The transcript has 3 exons. Gene Ontology annotation, molecular function: ferroxidase activity; ferric iron binding; 2 iron, 2 sulfur cluster binding. Gene Ontology annotation, cellular component: mitochondrion. Lineage: Eukaryota; Metazoa; Arthropoda; Insecta; Coleoptera; Curculionidae. Gene Ontology annotation, biological process: intracellular iron ion homeostasis; iron incorporation into metallo-sulfur cluster. The record is from RefSeq and is a predicted model, not a curated record.